Molecule: messenger RNA, 801 nt
Organism: Miscanthus lutarioriparius
Lineage: Eukaryota; Viridiplantae; Streptophyta; Magnoliopsida; Poales; Poaceae
Source: the annotation of a GenBank genome assembly
AUGAAACCAGCAACGGUGCCAAUAGUUUCACUUCCACCUUCCAGUCCAGGUCUUCUCAUGCAUCCUUCCUGGCCGCGCUACAGGAACGUGACGGCGGCGAGGAAGCGGAGGCUGUCCCCGCUCAGGCCACGGCUGCCGCUGCCGCCGCCACGCCUCCUCGCCGUGGCUAUCGCCUUCGCCUUUGCAAUCCUCUUCUUGCUCCUCGUGCUUCUCUCCACCACCUCCCCUCCCUCGCCACCGUCCCACCACCACGCCGUCGUCGCAAGACCAUCCUCGUCCUCGGCACCGUCGCCGCCUCGCUGCAGCAGCGCGGCGGCGAGCCUCGGGGAGCUCGGCGACGCGAUGGUGUCCAUGCUGCCCAAGGACCUCCCGUUCACCGUCUUCGUGCCCUCGGCGGACUCUUUCACCCGCGUCCUCAGGCUGCAGGGGCCGUCGUCCAACGCCAGCGCUGCCGCCGCUAGAGGGGAAGCGGCGGCCAGCGACACCGACGCAAACACCUACGCCAUCCUCUCCCGCGUGCUCGGCUUCUCCGCGGUCCCUCGGCGCCUGCUCGCCGCGGACGUGCCGCCGCCGCGCGGGGCCGGGGCGGUGCGCCUCCUGGACUCCGUGUCCGGGCUGAGCCUCUACGCCUCCAUGGACGCGCGCGGGGCGCUCGUCGACGCGCGCGGGGCGCUCGUCGUGAACGGCGUUCGGUCGGAGUGCGUCGAUAUUGUUAGGGGCGAGACCGUGGUGCAUGUCAUCGCGGGUGUCCUCGUGGACGCCGAAUUUGAGCGUUCUUUCUCUGCGGAAUUUGAUGGUUGA